This is a messenger RNA of Peronospora matthiolae, 465 nucleotides long. Lineage: Eukaryota; Oomycota; Peronosporomycetes; Peronosporales; Peronosporaceae. The record is from the annotation of a GenBank genome assembly.
AUGUACGAAGGGAUUGACAACCUGAAAUCCUUUUACGACCGUUCCGGGAAGACUUUCUCCGGCGGUCCUUCUGCGGCACAUGAUGUGCCGCGUCGUACUGCUCAACCAGACCCAGUACGUCAAUCAUCAGCUGGGAGCGGGGCUCCCAAGUGUCCCAGGACGGGGGAUAACCGCGCCACCGGACGAGGUAACUCGUCCGACGAGGAGGGAAAACGCUCUCCAAACUAUCGUGGGGGAGCGUGUGUCCCCGAGAGCCUCUUUGACCGCGUCACUCUUGCGUUGCGCGGCGACCUCGAACAUGAGCGGGACAGGCGUCUCCAACUGGCGGACACUGUCUCGAAGCAUCAAGCUGAGUUUGCCUUUGCUCAGCUUGAGAACGAGAGAGCUUUGACAUCUCUGCGUGACGAGCUAAGGGUAGCUUGUGUGGAUAAUGACCGGUCUCGGGCUGAGAUAACUGCUCUUUAG